UGUUACCGGGAGAGCGGUCGUGACGUCAUACGGUGCUGCAAGCUAGCAGUCUCUCGGUGUAUGCGCGGCACUCGCUCUUGUGUGUGGACCACGAUAGGACUUUGGAUCGAAAGGGAAGACUACCAACUCACAACUCCGACUUGAAUAAGUGAAGACAAAAUGGUGGACGCAGCAGUGCUGGAGAAGUUGGAGGCUGGCUACACCAAGUUGGCCGCCUCUGACAGCAAGUCUCUGCUGAAGAAGUUUCUAACAAAGGAAGUGUUCGACAACCUGAAGACCAAGAAGACCCCUUCCUUUGGCUCUACACUUCUUGAUGUAAUCCAGUCUGGUCUUGAGAACCACGACUCUGGAGUCGGUAUCUACGCACCAGAUGCAGAGGCUUAUUCUGUGUUCGCCGAUCUGUUUGAUCCCAUCAUUGAGGACUACCAUGGUGGCUUCAAGAAGACUGACAAACAUCCACCCAAGGACUGGGGUGAUGUGGACACUCUAGGAAACUUGGACCCUGCUGGUGAAUACAUCAUCUCGACAAGAGUACGGUGUGGCCGCUCGCUGCAGGGCUAUCCUUUCAAUCCUUGCCUGACUGAAGCCCAGUACAAGGAGAUGGAGGACAAGGUCUCCAGUACGCUGUCUGGUCUGGAGGGUGAGCUGAAGGGUCAGUUCUACCCCCUCACUGGUAUGACGAAGGAAGUUCAGCAGAAGUUGAUCGACGACCAUUUCCUGUUUAAGGAGGGUGACCGCUUCCUACAGGCUGCCAAUGCAUGCCGCUUUUGGCCCACUGGACGAGGCAUAUAUCAUAAUGAUGCGAAAACGUUCCUGGUUUGGGCCAACGAGGAAGAUCAUUUGCGAAUCAUCUCCAUGCAGAUGGGCGGUGACUUGGGACAGGUGUACCGUCGCCUUGUGACAGCCGUGAAUGACAUUGAGAAGCGCAUUCCCUUCUCACACGAUGACCGUCUGGGCUUCCUUACCUUCUGCCCCACAAACCUGGGCACCACAGUGCGUGCGUCUGUGCAUAUCAAGGUACCCAAGCUGGCAGCUGACAAAGCCAAGCUAGAGGAGGUUGCUGGCAAAUACAACUUGCAGGUCCGUGGCACACGUGGUGAACACACAGAGGCUGAGGGCGGUGUGUACGACAUCUCCAACAAGCGGCGUAUGGGCCUCACAGAAUAUGAAGCUGUGAAGGAGAUGAACGAUGGUAUCGCCGAGCUCAUCAAACUCGAGAGCUCCCUCUAAAUUGUGGACCAAGAUGUCACCACCAUUACUGUCUAAUACACUGUAAUAUCCAUUAUAAGGCUGUUUCUCGAGUCAAGGGAAGUGGCCAGAAUCAAGAAUUUAUAACGAAGAAAUACCAGUCCGCUACCCAUAUCCUCUUCUUAACUUAAUUACUGUUUCUCCUCUUUCUUAAUUUGUCUGUAUCUUUGAUUCGAAAGAAAUCUUUUUACUGUGUAUUCAGUUAAAGCCAGUAUUUGAUUUUUAAGAAAUAAAAAAUGGAUAAGGAAACUUAUUUUGUGCGAGAGCCAAUUUUGAGUACUGUUACAAAAGCAUGACGACAUUGUUCAUGACGCUAAUCAGUAUUGUGUAAAGACAUUAUAAUUGUAACGAGCAGCUGCGAAUCUGUCGAUACGGUAAUAAUAUGUAUGUACAGUCUCGACUCUGCUCUUGGGAUGGUUUGUCUGUGACGGCGAUAUUUCUGCGAUUUCAAAUGACUGAAGGGAAUGGAUAUUAUUUCUUGAUCUAUUAUAUCUACAGUGUUCUUUUGUUUCAAUACUUUCCCUCAGAAUAAGUUCGUUUAUGCCUUUCGGUGUUGCAGAAUCUGAUAUAUUAAUUCAAGGAUGUGGGCUGCGAGAUGUGUUCAGACGUAGAUCGCGAUAGUUAAAAUGAAAACAGAAAUUAAAAGAUUUCACUCUUGCUUAUGUUUUAAACUAGAAGGGGGGGCUAGAAGGUUGCAAUGGCUGCAGACAUUUGUCUGUUCUAGUCAGAGUGAUUCAGUAUUUCAUGUUUAUUAUUAAAAUAGCGCAACAGCCUGUACGAUGAAAUGCGUACCAAAUAGUUCCUUUUGCCCGGAUUGGGAUGAUUACUCUUCGAGCGGAUGCUUACGUCUUUCUGGGCUUUUGCUGUGGCUUGUUCACCCAAACACAUCUGCUCCCCUUUACGUUAUGUUUCAUGCAGUCACGUAUACAAUACGGAAUUUGGGAUUUUAUGUAUUCAUUCUAAAUAUAUAUUAAAAAUAAGUGAAUUUGUUCUGGUUUCUUCAUGCUUCUAGUCCCUAAUUGUGAAAGUUUAUUAUAUGAUUUAUAUUUUUUUUCGUUUAAUUAAACUGAAGUCGAGAGUAUGCUGAAAGACAUUAGACUAUCACAUGCACAAGAAGAGUACCAUUUCCAAAGUAUGAAGCAGAUAUCAAUCCAGUGUUUGAAUAAAUGAGGCAAAUAAAAUGAAUAAAAGAGAAAUUAAUAUGUA
This is a messenger RNA of Zootermopsis nevadensis, 2454 nucleotides long. Its product is annotated as Arginine kinase 1. Gene Ontology annotation, biological process: phosphocreatine biosynthetic process. The record is from RefSeq and is a predicted model, not a curated record. Lineage: Eukaryota; Metazoa; Arthropoda; Insecta; Blattodea; Termopsidae. Gene Ontology annotation, molecular function: creatine kinase activity.